Molecule: messenger RNA, 1563 nt
Organism: Gongylonema pulchrum
Lineage: Eukaryota; Metazoa; Nematoda; Chromadorea; Rhabditida; Gongylonematidae
Source: the annotation of a GenBank genome assembly
AUGCUGGCUUACUUGUUCGGCAACGGGCAGUUAUUCAGCAUGGUUUUAGGCGAGGUCGAGCUCACUUAUCACAUCCUUAACAGUACACAGUACCUGCGGAUCGUUCGAGACGCUAUUCUGGUGAAGCACUAUCGUGUGGAGGUGUACGCUGCCAGAGAUGGGCAGUGGGAGCUGAAAGCAAAGGGCUCUUUGGGUUGUUCGAACGAUUUUGAAGAGAUUUUUGGCGAAAGUGCUGAACUGUACGAGCUUACAACAGUGGCGGCAUUAGCUAUCAGCGCGGAGCAGCACAACUCGGCUGAGAAAUUAAAUUGGAUCGCUCGUAACGGUACCAUGCAUAUCAUGCCGUUAUGUCUUCUCUCAAAGUGCUUUACGGCACUGGUACCGCACGAAUGUAUAAUCAUACCGAGUACCACGGGAGCACAGUCGCUGAAUGUGGCAGUGGAUGACGAAACAAAUGUUCAUUUAAAAACAGUUUUAAAAAGGGCUGGUGUGAAGACGGUGCCGUUUCAGUUUGGUGAAGAGGAAGUGGAAGGCUGCUCGGAGAAAGUCCUCACGAUGCGCCUUUCGAAGACGCAGGAAAGCUGCAUUUUUGCACUUAUGGAGUAUCUGCAUCUGAAUGACGAUUCCAUGCCAAGCAGAAAUUUUCAACUGCGCAAUUAUAAAUCUGCUGGAUACAUGUAUCUAAAUUCUGCCGCUGUCAGGGCUCUGGAGCUUUUCAGCACAAGUCAGGAAGAUGAAAGUUCGAUGGCUGAUGUGGGGUCGCUUUAUGAAUUUCUCAAUAAAUGUCGAACUCCGCAGGGGCAACGUCUAUUACGUGAUUGGAUACGACGUCCGUUGUAUGAUAUUCGCAAAAUCAAUGAAAGAUUGGAUGUGGUUGAAGCUUUUGUUGGGAACACGUUGUGUCGUACGCUUCUUCAUGACGAUAUUUUGCGCAGAAUACCGGACAUUGCAGCAUUGACCAGGAAGAUGGUGCAGAAAAAAGCAGGCCUGCAGGAAUGCCAUCGACUUUAUAAAGUUAUCUGCAUGCUGAAGCGCUUUCAACAAACUGUCGAUGAGGUUUAUGUCUCAUGUGGUGAUUGGAUACGACGUCCGUUGUAUGAUAUUCGCAAAAUCAAUGAGAGAUUGGAUGUGGUUGAAGCUUUUGUUGGGAACACAUUGUGUCGUACGCUUCUUCAUGACGAUAUUUUGCGCAGGAUACCGGACAUUGCAGCAUUGACGAGGAAGAUGGUGCAGAAAAAAGCAGGCCUGCAGGAAUGCCAUCGACUUUAUAAAGUUAUCUGCAUGCUGAAGCGGUUUCAACAAACUGUCGAUGAGGUUUAUGUAUCGUGUGGCUCUCUAGCACCAUCAGUGAAUGAUUUGUGCUUAGAGCCACUGAGUUUAGCGCAGCUGCAAUUUGAAAAGUUUGUUACAUUGAUCGAGACUACCGUGGAUAUUACGUACUGGAAAAAAAGCGGUGUGUACAGGAUCCUUCCCAACAUUGAUGAAAAUCUUCUCGCCAUCUCAGAAAGAAUACAGGGAAUUGAGAAAGAGUGCAAUGUUGUCCUCAAAAAGCUAUUGAAAUAG